AUGGCUGAGUGUGAGCGUAUCGUACAGCCACAUUCAAGAAGGAUUUCAAAAGACAGUAAGAAUGAUAAACAAAGGCUUACAUUCAGUGGAAAUUUUGCAGAAAGUGGUCGUCACUUUGAUAUAACGGCAGACAGAGACAGUAUGCGGCAAGAUAUAUUAAAUGCUGUUAUGAUGAGAACACAGUCCCACAUAGGUGUUAAUCCACUUUAUGAAGACCCUAGAGAUGUAAUAGAUAAGCCAUUAAAACCGCCAAGAAAACGGAACUUUCAUGCUGUUGCUGUAUCUUCACCAAGAUCAAAAGAUAAAUCAAGUAAGGAACACAAGAGAAAACUAACAAAGAAAUAUGAAGGUCUGGUUACGGCUUUAAUGGAUAAGUGUGAGGAAAAUUUAAUUAUGAUAUCAGAAAAAGACACCCAAAUAUCAAAGCUGAAAGAAAAAUUGAAAGCUAUACUAGAUUACAACAGACUGUUUGCAGAUGAAAAUGAUAGAUUAAAAGGAGAAAAUGAAGAAUUAAUAAAAUAUAUAGAAGAGUGCAAAAAAGUUAUCAAAGGAGAGAGGGAUAGAAGUGGCAGGUGUGAAAAGAAAUGUAAGGAAUUAGAAGAAAGAGUGAAGCAAUAUCACGUGCCAGAUAGAGAUACAGAGCCCCAAGCGAUACCGUUAGUAGAAGUAUGCAUGAGCUGCAGUAGUCGACAGAUUGUUCUGAACCAAAGCAAAGAGCAUAAUACAAGGCUUCAGAAAGACUUGCAGGCAAUGAAGGAUGUACUCUAUAGAUUGAACGUGCAACUGUCUCGGUACCAAGAGAAGUUACGUACGACUAAGACGGACUGCAAAGAUUUCAAGAGUGAAAAAUAUGAAUGCUUUGAUUCACUUCUAACAGUUAAUUUUGGCCAGAAACAAGAUGGAGAAAAUGAUGUAAUUCAAACAAAAGCGGAAGAUGUUGGAACAAGUCGAUUUGUCGAUAUCUCAGGUUUAUUAAGUGCACAGGCAUUAGCACCUCUGUUCGAUGCUUAUCAAGAAAAUUUGCAAGAAAAGGAAAACUUGAUAAUGGACUACGAAAAGCAAUUCGAAAGUAUCAAUAAAAAAUCAAAAGAAAUAGUCACAGAGAACAAAUCUCUGUUAGAGAGAGUCGUUAAUUUGGAAACAGAGUUGGUGGGAGUGAGACAGAACUAUAAGAAACUCGUUGUCGAGAAAGAGACCGGUGAUAUUGAGAGAGCUUCGCUUUUUGAGAGAGCUGAUAGAGCGGAGUCUAAGUUGAAAGAAGUGUACGAGUUGUACGAAGAUAAGAUGGCGGCCAUGAUGCGUGACUACGAGAUGGUACACCGUGAGUACUUUACAGUGAAAACCGCUCUCGAGGCGUCAACGGGGAAAAUGGCCCAAAUGGACGUCUUGAGAACUAGAACAGUACCUGCUGACCUUCACGAAAGGAGAUUGGAGGAUUGCAAGAGGCUUCUAGAAGAGUUAAAGCAUCAAUACAGCAUGGACACGGAGAGGAAGAAUGAGCAAAUAAAGAAGAUGCAAGAAGAUUUGUCCUAUGCGGAUGAGAGAUAUGAAAAGGUCUGCCAGCAGCUUGAUACUGUGCAAGAAGAGUUACAGGCUGCGCUGAAGAAUGUUAAAUUGUACCGUCGUGCGGCGUUAGUGUUUCGCAAACGUGCACGCUCUGCGAGCGCCCGUGCAGUACGUGCCAAAAGGGUGCGGCGCGACAACGAGCCGCUGAAACAAGCUUUGGCGGCGCUUGAGAAGAUUAAAUCCGAGAUUAAGGUAGUUAAAUCUCGUGCUUACACAUCGUUAGAGGAAUUGGAGCGUCGUAUUGUGUCACAAGAACGACGGGCGACGCACGCGCAGGCUGAAUAUAAGAGGUCGCUGGAAAGGGCUUCCUUAGCUCUCCAACACAAGGAGGAGAUCAUACGAUCAUUGAUUGAUAAGGUGGCUGAUGUGGAGGAAGUAAGAUUAAGUCAGGCAAACGCCCAUCGUCUACAAGGUAUCGUUUCAUCAUCAGACUCGUCAAAAAGUCAAGAACCAAAAACGAAGUUAGUUCCGGGACCGGGAGGGUAUUUCAAAGAGGAUAAGAAGAAAAAGGAAGAAACUAGAUGUAAAAGAGAAGAUAGAAGGAAAGCUUCGGAUAGUUGUAGCUAG
Pieris macdunnoughi is the source of this 2133-nucleotide messenger RNA. NCBI's taxonomy places the organism in Eukaryota, Metazoa, Arthropoda, Insecta, Lepidoptera, Pieridae. The record is from the annotation of a GenBank genome assembly.